Messenger RNA from Musca vetustissima, 4340 nucleotides. Its product is annotated as roundabout homolog 2-like. The transcript is spliced from 10 exons. Gene Ontology annotation, molecular function: protein binding. The annotation marks the transcript as partial. The record is from RefSeq and is a predicted model, not a curated record. Gene Ontology annotation, biological process: cell-cell adhesion; axon guidance. Gene Ontology annotation, cellular component: plasma membrane; axon. Lineage: Eukaryota; Metazoa; Arthropoda; Insecta; Diptera; Muscidae.
GUGGUGAACUCACGUCGCGAAACGGAUGCGGGCGUAUAUUGGUGUGAAGCUAAAAAUGAACUGGGUGUUGCACGUUCACGUAAUGCGACACUACAAGUGGCUGUUCUGCGUGAUGAAUUUCGCAUAGAACCCCAGAAUACACGCAUAGCUCAAGGUGAUACAGCCCUCUUGGAAUGUUCAGCACCACGUGGCGUACCCGAACCAGUGGUACUGUGGAAAAAAGGUGGCAACAUAAUCGAUUUUGAAUCAUCGAAACGUGUACGCAUUGUUGAUGGUGGCAAUUUAGCCAUACAGGAUGCUCGACAAAGUGAUGAGGGUCAAUAUCAGUGUAUUGCAAAAAAUCCUGUUGGCGUUCGAGAAUCAGCGAUAGCCACAUUGAAAGUUCAUGUGAAACCAUUUAUAAUACGUGGCCCCCAUGAUCAAACGGUUUUGGAAGGUUCAUCAGUAACAUUCCCCUGUCGUGUUGGCGGUGAUCCAAUGCCUGAUGUUUUAUGGCUGCGUACAGCUUCUGGCGGCAAUAUGCCAUUAGAUCGUGUCAGUGUACUGGAAGAUCGAAGUUUGCGAUUGGAACGUGUCACUGUGGCUGAUGAGGGUGAAUACAGCUGUGAAGCUGAUAAUAUUGUGGGAGCCAUUUCAGCCAUGGGUACUCUGACAGUAUACGCACCACCCAAAUUUUUACAACGUCCCACUAGUAAAUCUGUAGAAUUGGGUGCCGACACUUCAUUUGAAUGUCGUGCCACCGGCAAUCCUCGCCCCACAAUCUUUUGGACCAUUAAAAAUAAUAGAACCAUCAUAUUCCCCGGUGCACCACCGUUAGAUCGUUUCCAAUCGAUUAAUACCGAAGAGGGUCAUUCCAUAUUGACGCUAACGAAAUUUCAACGCAGUGACAAAGAUUUAGUUAUUGUCUGCAAUGCCAUGAACGAAGUGGCCACCAUAACCACACGGGCACAAUUAACUCUGGACUCACAGGAAGAUAGACCACCGCCAAUCAUCAUAAUGGGACCGGUUAAUCAAACACUACCUGUCAAAAGUUUGGCCACACUGCAUUGUAAGGCAAUUGGUCUGCCUAACCCCACCAUUUCGUGGUAUCGUGACGGCAUACCCAUUCAUCCGACGGCAAAAGUUAAUUUGACCACAGCAGGUGAUUUAAUAAUUUCCGAUUUAGACAGGCAACAGGAUCAGGGUCUGUAUACAUGUGUAGCCAGUAGUCGUACGGGCAAGAGUACAUGGAGUGGCUAUUUGCGCAUCGAAGUGCCCACAAAUCCCAACAUCAAAUUCUAUCGGGCACCUGAACAAAGUAAGUGUCCUUCAGCUCCUGGUCAACCGAAAGUAUUAAAUGCAAGUGCCGAUUCACUGACCAUCGUCUGGCCAACAAGUGAUAAGCCAGGAGCCUCACCACUGCUGGGCUAUUCGGUGGAAAUGUAUUCGACGAAUAAAAGCAAAACAUGGAUACCGAUUGCAUCACGCCUGAUUGAACCUAUUUUCACAGUUGAUGGGUUGACAAAUGGUGCGGCAUACAUGUUUAUUGUGCGCGCCGAGAAUGCCUUGGGUUUCUCUCCGCCCUCACCCAUAUCUGAACCGAUAACAGCCGGCCAGCUAGUGACCAGGGGUAGUCAUCGUGGUGCCGGCAGCGGCAUGAAUGGUGCGGGUGGUGUCAAUGAAGAUUUGAUGUUCGCCGAAGUGGAAACGUUGUUGCAAACGAACGACGUUGUAGAACUACUUGAAGCCAAUGCCACAGACUCGACCAGUGUACGGUUGGCAUGGGACAUCGAUAGCGGCCAAUAUAUUGAAGGAUUUUAUAUUUAUGCACGUGAACUACAUUCGGCCGAGUAUAAAAUGAUGACAGUCUUAAAUGCGGGCAAUGGUGCGAGCGCGUGUACCGUUAAUGGUUUGGCUAAGGCGAGUAAAUAUGAGUUUUUUCUUGUGCCAUUUUACAAGAGCGUCAUAGGAAAGCCAACAAAUUCGAAGCAAUGCUCAACAAUGGAAGAUGUUCCCGAAUCGCCACCACAUGGCAUGGAAGCUAUACAAUUCAAUCGCACCUCUGUCUUUUUGAAAUGGCAGCCACCGUAUCCCAACAAGACUCGCAAUGGCAUCCUUACCAACUACAAUGUAAUUGUCAAAGGACUUGAUGCUCACAAUACAACACGCAUCUAUAAAAAUAUGACAAUUGAUGCCAGUUCACCAACAUUGCUGCUGGCCAAUCUGACUACCGGUGUUACCUAUUACAUUGCCGUUGCGGCGGCCACUCGUGUCGGUGUGGGUCCAUUCAGUAAGCCGGCUGUAUUGCGUAUGGAUCCUAGAACACAAUCAUUGGAUACAGGCUAUACAAGAUAUCCCAUCAAUCGUGAUAUUGCCGAUGAUUUUUUAACGCAGACGUGGUUUAUCGUUUUACUGGGCUCCAUAAUCGCUAUUAUAGUUUUUCUAUUUGGUGCAUUGGUGUUAUUUAAACGAUAUCAGUUCAUCAAACAAACAUCGUUGGGGAGUUUACAUGGAAAUCACGCAAUCGGUGCCGUAAGGAAAUUCCCCACAUUACCCUUAAAUGCCAAUGGUGUUUGGAUCGACCCAACAGGCGGUGUUUGGCGUCAGGCCAACAACAGCAGCAGUACAACAAAGGAGCAAUUGCCAGAUUACGCACAAGUUACGGGACAGGCUACAUCACAGUCCCACCACAACAAUCAUCAACAACAACAGCAACAAAAUCAGCCUAACAUGCCAUUGCCGGAUUAUGAAAGACUUACACCACUAAAUAUGCCGGAUUAUGCUGAAGUUGCAUGUUCAACAUUUAAAACACCAAAUGGCGGAAGUGCACAUGCAACGUUAUUGCAACAACAGCAGCAACUACUUGCCAACAAUAAGGCCUAUCAGCAGCAACAGCAACAACAACAAUCUCUCUAUGAUAGUUGUGGUGCCUAUGCAACAACAAAUCUUGUGGCAAACGCCAAAUUAUAUCAAAAUCGAGGAAACGGAACGAACACAACCACAUCCUCGAUUAAAACGAACCAAGGCGACCGGGCAUCAGGUGAUAUUUUAGAUGGACUGCGAGACCGGGGAAAUGAACAAAAAUUAUUGUCCUCAUCAACAAUGCGCUCGAACAACAACGAUGAUUAUCGUUCGACCAUGGGCAGUAUAACAUCCAGUCUCUAUUCAGCACCACCUAGCAAUCAUUACGGCGGCGGAGGUGGCGGCAGUAUAAUGGGUAUGGAUAACAAUGCCUUUGGCAACAAUCUGUUAUCGACAUUCCCCGAUAAAAUGACAGCCAGUACAGCAUCCACGGCCAUUUUGUCGGCCUCACCAUCCAAGUCAGUAACGGGCUCAUCGUCACAGAAAAAAUCCACAACAUCCUCAUCGACAUCAAAUGCGACGGCGACGGGCAAUAAAAUCAACAUUACCGAGAAUCGUUUUGAUUUGAUGAACAAUGAGCCAUUGCAACCGACACGUUUAAAUCCUUUUAAUACGAACAGCAUGCAAUCACAAAGUCAAAGGCAACAGCAACAACAGCAGCAGCAAUUGCAGCAACAACAGCUGCUGGUGGCCAGCAAUGCAUUGAAACAGGGGCUGGGUGCCUAUGCCAAUACAACAUUGGCCACCCAGAUGAUCAAUGGCGGGGGUGCUGGCACUCUGCGCCGGCCACGUAAUCCCAAAAUGUUCAAAAGCGAGAAUAACAUUAAUUUCGGUAGCCUCUGUAAGAAUAAUGGCUCACUGGGUAAUAAUAAGGGUGGCCAACAACAGCAGCAGCAUGGCAACAAUACUUUAGAUUUCCUUACCAACAGCGGCGGUCACAACGACAGCUUCAAUGACAAUGAUUUUUCACUGAUAAGUAAUUCCACGAAUCAACUGCUCAACGAUUGGGCCUCGAGCUCCUCAAUUGCGGCCAGUGAUUAUCAUCACUUUGGCAGUAAGCAGCCCAAUAAACAGCAUUUAUAUAUUAAAUCAAAAGAUGGUACCUGGUCGGCAGUAUCAUCGGAUGCCUAUCAGGCAUUGCGUCAGCAGCAGCAACAGUACCAGCAGCCUCCACCAUCGUAUGCCCAUGCAGCAGGUGAUAAACUAUUACAACCCUCAACCAAUCAUAAUAGCUCGAACAAUUCCUCCACCAACACCACAACAACAAAUAAUUCAGCCUCCCUAUCCUCCUCCACCGCAAAUCCCAAUAAUAGCUGUAGUCAAAAUGUCAGCUGUAGUAGCUCAAAUUUAGAUGCCCUGACCACCAAUAAUACCACAGCAACAACAACACCAUCAUCAUCAAUAACAACAACCACCAGCACCACCGCUAGCGAUAAUUUAUUAACUAAUCAUAAUAAUACGAAUAAAUAUUUUAGUAGUUUUGGUCCUUCGGCCAAUGU